Molecule: messenger RNA, 768 nt
Organism: Arachis stenosperma
Lineage: Eukaryota; Viridiplantae; Streptophyta; Magnoliopsida; Fabales; Fabaceae
Exons: 3
Coding region: 1-768 (255 amino acids)
Biological process (GO): DNA integration
Molecular function (GO): nucleic acid binding
Source: RefSeq, a predicted model, not a curated record
AUGCCAGGUCCUGUGAAGAAUGCUAAAAACAUGGAAGCCUUCAACAUAUUCCAGUGUCAUAAGUUCAUUUUGGUUGGUGUUGAUUAUUUCUCUAAAUGGGUAGAGGCUAUCCCUCUAAGGGAGGUGACUUACAAUGAAAUAAUAGAUUUUAUUGAGGAGCAUAUUGUGCAUAGGUUUGGAAUUCCUCAGUCUAUUACCACUGAUCAAGGAACCAUGUUUAUUGGGAAAAAGCCAAGAAAUUGGCACCAAACUCUCAGUCAAGUUCUUUGGGCUUACCGAAAUUCUCCGAGAGGAUCUACUAGAACCGCCCCGUAUAAGUUAGUUUACGGUCAUGAUGCAGUGUUGUCAAUUGAUAUUAAUCUGCAAAGUAUAAGGGUGGCUAGACAAGAUGAGAUACCAGUAGUAGAUUAUUGGGAUUCUUUGCAUGAUGAGCUUAAUGAACUAGAUGACGAAAGGUUAAGAGUUUUAGAGCGGGUGAUUCAACAAAAAGAGAUUAUGUCAAAAUCAUACAACCGCCGUGUUAAAGCAAAGACAUUUGCAGUUGGAAAUUUAGUGUGGAAAACAAUCUUGCCUAUAGAAAGAAAGUCAAAAACUUAUGGUAAGUGGUCUCCAACUUGGGAAGGACCUUAUGUAGUUGACAAGGUUUACCCUGGAAAUGCCUAUAAGAUUAUUGAAAUCGGAUCAGGAAGAAGAAUUCCUUCAAUAAAUGGAAAAUAUUUAAAAGUAUAUAGGCCAGGCAUACAUGAGAUAAACAUUCCACAUGCUUAA